Messenger RNA from Carassius gibelio (silver crucian carp), 1499 nucleotides. RefSeq names its product cyclin-dependent kinase 6-like. The record is from RefSeq and is a predicted model, not a curated record. Gene Ontology annotation, biological process: protein phosphorylation; regulation of G2/M transition of mitotic cell cycle; regulation of gene expression. The transcript has 7 exons. The coding region runs from base 1 to 921 and encodes 306 amino acids. Lineage: Eukaryota; Metazoa; Chordata; Actinopteri; Cypriniformes; Cyprinidae. Gene Ontology annotation, molecular function: cyclin-dependent protein serine/threonine kinase activity; cyclin binding; ATP binding. Gene Ontology annotation, cellular component: cytoplasm; cyclin-dependent protein kinase holoenzyme complex; nucleus.
AUGGAUGACAGCUGUUGUUGGGAGAGCUCAGAUUAUGAAAUGUUGGCAGAAAUCGGCCAGGGCGCCUACGGGAAAGUGUACAAAGCGCGAGAGAGGCGCGGGCUGCAGCGCUUCGUAGCGGUGAAGAGACUCCACAUCCCCGAGGAGCCGGAGUCUGGCAUCCCUCAGUUCGUGAUUCGAGAAGUGGCUCUUCUGCGAAAACUAGAGCACUUCAACCACCCCAACAUAGUCAAGUUGCUGAAUGUAUCAGCUGGAUGGCAAAACGAGAAGUUUGACCUGACGCUGGUGUUUGAGUAUAUCGAUCAGGAUCUCACCACGUUUCUCAGCAAAGCAUCAGAAAAAGGCCUGACCAGGGACAAAAUUAAGGAUGUGAUGCGUCAGUUGCUCUGUGGACUUGACUUCCUCCACACUAACACCGUCAUUCAUCGGGACCUGAAGCCAGACAAUGUGCUCGUGAGCAGUCGAGGGGAGGUCAAGAUUGCAGACUUCGGUUUAGCCAGAAUAUACACAUACCAUAUCGCCCUCACCCCAUGCGUGGUGACUCUGUGGUACAGGGCUCCAGAGGUCCUGCUGCAGUCCAGUUACAUGUCUUCAGUGGAUAUCUGGAGUGCUGGGUGCAUCUUUGCAGAGCUCUUUCUGUUAAGGCCUUUGUUUCGUGGAUUCACAGAGAUCCAGCAGCUGCAGAAGAUCUUUGAGGUCAUUGGAUUGCCGGGUGAGGAAGACUGGCCCAUAGAAAGCCCUGUCUGCUACAGCCCUACAUGGGCUGAGAAGAAGCCUACAAAACAACUAUUACCCAGUCUCGCCCAUGAGGAGAAUGACCUGCUGUCUCAAUUUCUGACUUUCAAUCCAGCUCAUCGUAUCUCUGCCUGCAGAGCUUUGGCCCAUCCUUUCCUGGCAGACUGCAACCAUGAAGAUGAAUGACAGAUGAUUGAAGAGGGUGGAGUCAGAUGAUCAGACAGGCUCCUCCCACCCAAUCAGGGGUGCACCCAGAAUUAUCCUGUUAAAUUGAGUUUUUUAUUUUUUAUAAUGGAGUAAAGUGCAGCACCUUGACCUGUAGAUCAAGAUUUUGUCUAAUGAAAAUGAGGUGCAGAUUUUUUUGGUGGAAAUGUACAAUUUUACUGGUACUGCUAAAAAGAAACAAAUGCCCUCAAAAAGUCCAGCUGGUUUUGGAGCUCUUGCUCUUUAAUAUCACCAUCACCUUAUUUAUGUAAUUACAGUGGUGAGGAGGAAUGAGAAUUUGUCUUUUUCACAUGUGACAACUCUAUAAUAAUGACAUUUUGUGUAUGUUGCAGCACAACUGGUUGUCUAACAGGUAAGUUUAAUGUUUCCGGUUAGUUUCAGCGUGCCACCUUAGUGUUGUUUUAGAAAGUUGACUUAAAGCGAUGUUUUUGUGCCUCGUUUUGUGUUUGUUUGGGCAUCAAUUGGAACUGUUUGCUUAUUUUUAAUCGCAUGCAGUGUUUUAAGUUCUGACCAGAUUGUUUGAAGUUUUUAUGUUUUCU